Syzygium oleosum is the source of this 1792-nucleotide messenger RNA. RefSeq names its product cyclin-J18. Bases 77 to 847 code for a protein of 256 amino acids. The record is from RefSeq and is a predicted model, not a curated record. The transcript has 8 exons. NCBI's taxonomy places the organism in Eukaryota, Viridiplantae, Streptophyta, Magnoliopsida, Myrtales, Myrtaceae.
UUUUGCAAUCGGCAGGACGCAAAGGAGAACGCGGGAGCGGAACGAGCGUCGUUCGGACGACCGCCGGCGACUUCCGAUGACGGAAUUCCUCAUCCUCUCCGCGCAGGGGCUCGGAGUCGAUCCGGUGGUCAAGUACACCGCUCUGUCGCUCUUCGCCGACCGGUUCUGCGCUUCUCUCGCCAGGUCUGAAGGGAGCAAUGCCAUUCAGCACUGGCUACUACAGCCCAUUAGAGAGAGCAACCUGCAGUUGUUUUCACUUGUCUCUAUCUGGAUCUCGAGCAAAAUACAUCUGUCUCGCCCUCUGUCUGUAAAAACCUUGAAGACUUGGGGGGAUCGGAUCAUCACCGAGCAACAUUUUACAACUCGAGACUUUUUCGAAGGAGAAGUGAUCUUUUUGCAGAUGCUGAACUUUGAAAUUGGAUCUGCAAGUGAUGCUUUUAUGUUCCUCGAACAACUCCACAUCCAAUUCAAGGAAGUCGCAGCAGUAGGGAAGCUUUUGAGUUUCCAAGCAUGCACGGAUGUCAUGGAUCUUCUCUAUGAAAAGGAGGAGAUGACAAGGCUUUAUCGUUCUCCUCGUCCUCUCGCUGCAUCUAUCUUGGUUUGUUCCUAUCUUAUGACAGUCCCAAAACAGAGUUUGGAAUUUCCAAUUCUUGCUUGGGGUACUAUUUCGUGUUCAAGUUAUUGCCUUUUCAUCUUCUCCAUGGUAGUUUCUUGUUUCCGUGACCAAAUUGUUACUGGACUAAGCCUUAAUAUAAUGUACCUUAACCAUAAGAUAUAUAACCAGAGCUCUUCAUAUUACAUUAAAAAGAUCUUUUGCUGUAUAGGCACAUUAUAUUCAUGUUUGUGAGUCCUCUUUUUUCUUCCACUUAAUCUAAUUAAAUUACUGACCCACUCUCUUUUUCUCACACAAACAGUUUGUGUAUUGUCUGCAUUCACAUUGAACUGCUUUUGCUGAUGGUUGAGCUGCCUAUAAAUUUUCUGAUAUGCUCUGCUGAUAUUCUGUUGGCUUGUAUUUCCACGUCAAGUGAACAUGUAAUGGAUUUUUAAGUAUUUUACCCUGAAACCUUCGAUUUAAUACUGUUUCUGGAUUGUCAGCAUGUAGAAUAGACAGACAUAUUGGUAUUGGAGGUGACAUUUGCUUGUCGAGAUCAUUUUUCACUGGCACAACUGCCGAGCUGAAGUGUCAAAAUGGAGAACUUGGGAUGUUUCUAAGAAUUUUUUGCUCCUGCAUGUUGAGUACCCAGUACAUUCCAGUGUUGACUUACUUCUGUUUCAUGGAAGAUGGGGUUCCCCUGUGUUGCUCCUUAAAGCAUUAGGACCUCUUUUUCGACUGAUUUGAAUGAUUUUCAACCUAAUUAUCUGCAAUAUUUAAGGUUCAUUGUUUGAAUAUGAAUCCAUAUUAAUGAAUUGACUUUCUGUUGUUGCAGUGAAGUUUGCAGCUUUGUGUGAAGAAGAAGAAGUGAAGGAAGUGGUGAAAGUCAUUCUUGGCCAUGUCUUCGAGCCUACUUGCUAGGACGGAAGUACUGAAGAGGGAUAUUGCUCAACGAAUCUAGUGCUAGUGCAAGGUCCUUUCCUUCUUCUUUUACAUAUUUUGAUUUGUUGCAACAUAAUUCUUGUGGAUAACGAUGCUCAAAGGAAAAAGAGUGGAAAAGAACUAAACGUAGUGAAAAGGCAUUUCUCAGUUUUGUCUAUGGGCGUAUUCAUGAGGGAUGAAGAAAAAUUCCAAGAGUUGUCAUAGAAAAUACAUGCUUCCGUGAUAAGGUUUUUGUGGGGAUGUUAUGCUUUUCACUAA